AUGGGUCAAGGGUCAUCGGCAGGACUCGUCAGCGACACUGUGAAGGGCGAACAGUACCGUGCACACCACAGUGCGCGCCAGAGGAUUGUACACCGUGCCUUUCACAAGUGUGUUACCCCGUCGAGCACAGCAGAGAGUGACUUUCACCUCAAUGCAGAGGAACAGACGUGUGUAGAGGAGUUCGCACUCUUGUAUGCCGCCUUCGCUAAGAAUGGAUUCGCACAAUUCAGUCAACUUUAUGAACAACAUCAACGUGACAUGUAUGAAAAGGCACGAAUGGAGAUGAUGACACAGCAAGCAAGAAAGGAACUGAAACAUUAG
Messenger RNA from Trypanosoma theileri, 321 nucleotides. RefSeq lists its product as uncharacterized. Lineage: Eukaryota; Euglenozoa; Kinetoplastea; Trypanosomatida; Trypanosomatidae. The record is from RefSeq and is a predicted model, not a curated record. The coding region runs from base 1 to 321 and encodes 106 amino acids. The transcript has a single exon.